Paramacrobiotus metropolitanus is the source of this 2206-nucleotide messenger RNA. RefSeq lists its product as uncharacterized. Lineage: Eukaryota; Metazoa; Tardigrada; Eutardigrada; Parachela; Macrobiotidae. Gene Ontology annotation, molecular function: protein binding. Bases 568 to 1311 code for a protein of 247 amino acids. The record is from RefSeq and is a predicted model, not a curated record. The transcript has 3 exons.
CCUGCAAAAGUUAGUAAUGCAAUCGACAGUAUCUUCUUGCGGCAAUCACUUACUGAUUAAUCAGUAUGGCAUUUCGAAUGGCGAAUGUUUUAAUGAAGUGUCGCGACAGUUGGUCGUACGAUAGCGUGUAGUGUUCGCAUUACAUGUAAACACACAAGUUGGUCAUCAUUAGCAGGAUCUGUUAAUUGGAGGAGCCCACUUGGAUUUGUAGCCAUCGACAAUGGCCCCGAGAAUUCCCCCGUGGAACAGCGUGGACGUGCUGGGCGACGACGGCCUCAUGCGUUAUGGACAUGUGGUGGACGUGGCGGACGAAGGUCUUUGCAUUGACUUCCUGUGCCCCAAUCGCCGAGGGGUGUUCGUCCCUUUGACCGGGUUUUCCUUCGUGAUGACGAACAGUACCGCGACGUUUUGUCCCGGAUAAAUGCCCAAUCAGGCCGGCCCAAAGAAGUCCUGGUGCGUGACAGUGCAUCUGGUGCGUGGACGUGGUUUCCGGCGGAACUUGUCGGUUACGCCUGUCUGGCCAUUGUCCACCGCGGAACACCGCAGGAGUUUGUGGAUGUGGUUCCCAUGACUCGUAUCCGCUGGAAAGUGUCCAAUGGUGGACGAAUACAGAUCGGGAACAAGUAUCGUAAAUCAGCCGUGGAUUUACCGAAGAACGGUGUCGAGAAGUGGACGUUCGUUAAGCGCACUAUACGGCUGCCGGAAAGUCAUCCCGGGACGGUGACAACAGCACGUCUGCAGCAGCGUUUUACAGGGAUGACCAACCGUCACCAGUAUUAUGCCCGUGCGGUGUGUGUGGGCGUUGUGGAUCGCUGUUUGGUGUACAUUCAGCGCCGAUCCGAUGCUGGAGCUGAGCCCGACGACAAUCGUAUGACAUCCGAACUGAGAAAUCUUAGGAGGUUUCACAAGGCGCUACUGGGACCCAUUAAGCGAAAGCCGUUAGUUCAGAUUGCCGCUGUAAAUGUACUGGCUCUCUUGCCGACGGAAUUGUGGACGGAAGUUUUCUCCAACCUGGGCACUGUAUCGCAGACCCGAUUGCGCCCUGUGUGUGCAACGUGGGACGCCAUUCUGAGUUCAGCCUGUUUAACGGCCAACGUUGUUUUCGACACAGCGGCAUUCAGUGAGGCAGACCGGAAGGGAUAUCUUUCAUCGAAGUAUUUUUUGGUUUCAGUUCUCUUCAAGUGCCUCUCUUCGUCCACGCAGCACGUUGCUGUGGUUGACCAAGAAAACCGGACGCGGAGAAUGCAUAUUCUAGAAGUGUGCGGUAUUUUUAACUACUUGACAGCGCAGCACAUUCCCGGAUUAAGUUGAAAUGCAUCCAUUUGGUCGGAUUGCAGUGCUGUUUGCAAUGGUGCAGGUGUGACAUUCACCAGAAAUCCGAAUGCCCGCGUCAUCAGCCCAGCAGUACAGAAUUUACAAAAACCAUCCGGGCAUGUCGCAGUCUUCCCUGUGAGAAUAUCCAGCUCACUGAAAGCAUUCUGAAAUGCCAGGUUUCCUGUACGGGAAGCAUUUCAUUGACUUGCGGCUCUGUCUCCUAUAAUCGAAUCGACCGACAAAGGUUUAAUGGCGAUCUGGGCGGCGCGCUGUGGAGCGCCUUGGAAUCAGGACUCGCGAAGCCAACUGACAUGGAAUUAUCUCGCCUGGCCGAAUGGUUAUGCCCACUCCAGGCACACGACCUCUUAAUGGGUCGCGCUGAAAACUAUUCGACCAUGGUCUGCAAGACGUUGUGUGUGAUGCAGACGGCGGAUCCACGUCCUUCGCUGCAUUAUCGCCGUAAGAAGUGGUGCGUAGACGGUCUGCGGGAUCUGAAGCUGGAGAAACUGUCACGGGUGGCGCUGUGUUUCCUCAUUAAACUGAUGAAGGCCGUGCCCAAGUAGUUGUUAACUUUGCUCUGCCUGCGACAUGCUGUCCUUCCGCACUCCGUGUUAUUGGAUUAACCUGCGAAUAGCAAAAAUGUGCCUGUGGUCUAAAAUUUGAUCUGUCGCUGACUUUCCUCUUAUUUCGUUGUGCCUUUUCUACAGUGUGUUGUUAUCAGCAGCAGAUCCAAACUUGUGUGUUAGUCGGCAAAAGAUGUCGCUCUUUCUAACGUUUUCGUGAGAAAUCUGUCCUUGUCAGCUUGCUUUGCAACAAGUUACAGUACCUUCAGUAUCCAAGUUUGAUUGUAAAAUUGUUGUCAGUUGUCACUAUGUACCUGUUUAUUUCUUCC